AUGUCAGAGGAGAUCUCCAGCUCUAGAAAAAUGGCCGAGAGUUCGAGUAUGUGUUCUAUUAAAAAUUCCGUGGAGCUGAGCAAACUAGAACCCAAGAGCACUGGUUGUGAUUAUAAUAACUUUGAAGAGAUGCAGGGUGAAGAGGUUGAGCAAGCAAAGAGAGAUGCUACUGCUGAUAGUACUGGUAUACUAAUAGGACGGUUCCUCUUCAGGGGAGUGACUGGUGCUGUGGCUUCUCUUGGUGCGUUUGGACAGAAGAAUGGACCAAAAGGCGCUACAAAAAUUAAAGAACCUCAAUCACACAGGCAAACAACCGCGGAAAACCGAACCGGACCUCAACUACACGGAGAAGCUGACCCUUUGGAUGUCGCCUUUCAGCAUUCAGCAGAGCUACAACAGAAGAACGCUGAACUCACCAAGCGGUUGUCAACUUUGGAAAAAGAAAAGAAACUAGAAAUUAAUGAUCUCACAACACAUUUGAAAGAGUUACAACGUGCUGUGACAGUAUUGAACAGAGAUGUUGAGAAAAAGGAUAAAAAGAUUGUCGAGAUGAAAACAUUGGUUCAAAAACUCUCUGACAAGAAGCGAGAUGGGUCAUUAGAACUUGCAAGGGCUCUCCAUAAAAAAGAUACUAAAAUUGAAACGUUAACACAAUUACUUCAAACAGAAAAAGGCAAACUCAGGGUUACUUCUACUGAGCUACAAGAAGCACUUCGAGAGAAAGAAACGCAAAUAGCCGAUCUAGAAAAUCAACUGAAAGAGUAUGAAGCUAAGGUGCUUGAAAUGGAGCAAGUCAGAGACCACUCAAAGAGUCAGAGCAAGGCUAUGCUGGUAGUGAAACAAGAGCUGGAUGCAACCAAGAUGUCACAUGAUGAUCUUGUGCAAUACAUUGGCUCCAUGGAACGUCAAGUCGCUGAUACAGAGACCCACUGUCGUAAACUCGAGGCUCAACUCAAUGGUGCCAGAGAAGAUUACAACAUUGCACAGCAAGCAUUUAGGGACACUAGGGAAGGUUUGGAGGCUGAGCUUGAAAGUGUUAGAGAGACCCACUCUAAGUUGUCGACCACCAACAGUUCACUGGAGGCUCAAUUAUUUCAGGCCCAAGAAAAGAUAGACAAUUUAUCUGUCGAGAAAGAAGCAUUCGUACAGGAGCGAGCAGUUCUGAAACAAGAGUUUGUUGAGCUUCACGAUAAGCUGGGAUUCGCUACAGCAGAGGCUGAGCUGUACAAAGAAGACUUUGAGAAUGAGCGGAAAGAUAGGGAAAAAGCUCACGAUCUUAAAGAAGAGAUGAGAUUUGCUUGUGAUGAAAAGGUUCACGCGAUGGCAAAGGAACAACAUGCUUUAUUCGAAACUAUACAAAAUCUAACAAGAAAAAUUAAAGAGAUAUCUAAUAAAAAGAAACGCGUACAAACAAAUAUGUCAAAAUCGGAGGCCCAUGAUGAACUGCUGAAGGUGCAACUGGAUAAUCAUUCACUUUGUGAUGACAAUGAAAAACUAAACAGAUCUCUUCAAGAAGUACAGGAGCAGUUUGCUCGUCUGAAGGUACGUCACCUCGAGUUAAAGAAGGAGGUUACUAUUGCCACACCCACCACUCCUUCUACUGAACCAAUUCAUCUCAACCAGGUCUCUGUCAUACAAGAUACCCCUCAAGGAAGAAACUCGGACAGUAGCGACCCCACCGCUAUACCAAGACCCGAUCCGAGCAACAAGUAUAGUAUAGCUCAGCAACUACCAACCAUGCCUAGCGUGAACAUUGUUCCUCGAGAAACGCAGGACAACUAUAACCCACAACCCGAGGCUAGACUUGUACCCAACUCGCCAACUGAAGGUCUCCCGUCUAUGAACUUUGACGAACCUAGGUCAGCUCAUGAUAGGGUCGAGGUAAAUGGUUUUCGAAAUGCUGCCGAGCGAAACGAACGGCAAUCAUGUACUGGACCACAACCCGAUAAUAGCAUCCGCUAUCCUCCGGGCUUGAAAGUAAAGCAAAGUCGUAGUAGUGCCCCUAGUAGCACCAAUCUAGCGCUACCGGAACAAGCGGCUAGCCCCACUGAUGCCUUAAAAAUGUCACUGGUUUUGGGCGAUCAACAGUUGGAGAGACCCUCCAAUAUGCCUUCCGACUUCAAUCAAAGCCAUUACCCUGCUAACAACACUCACCAAGGAGGUGGCUAUCAAGAUCCAGUCAACAACUCUCAAUGGCCAAACCAGCAACCAUACCUGCAAGACCACUACUACCAGCAGCAGACAGUCCAGCCUGGUCCUCCUCAGUAUGAACAGCCACGGUCACCACACUAUAACCCACAGCAACAGAAUUAUGGACCAUCAAAUGAUCAGCAGCAAAGUCCUCACUGGUGUAACCAUGGUCAGCAAUAUCCUAAUUCUCAAAGGGAGAGCAACCAACAAUACCAAGGUGCCAGACAACAAGCAUACAACUAUCCUAAUGAUGGACUGCAACCUCAGCAGUACAACACUAUAACUCCGUCUUACCCAAGCAACUUCAGAGAUGAUGACGCCCAUUCCCCUGUUUUAAAUAACCAUAACUCUUUGUCUGAAAACGCCUCUAAUCCGAUUCCAUCAAACAUUUCUUCACGGCCAUCCAUUAACGGGUAUGGUGUGGAUAUGAGCCCUGAAAAGCCAAAACCAAAACCACGAGCUCAUUGUAAAUCAGACACUCCCUCACCAGUUUCAAAUCCACAACAGCUCAAUCCGAAUCGUACCGAACUUCUUGUCAAACCCAACGGCCUGCAAGAAGGCAUAGAUCGAGAGAUUAGCGAGGUAGCUGCUGCAGUGAGUCAGGUGACAAGGAAGGAAGGAGAAAGGGAGGGUGCUCCACUAGACCCCAACCUGGUCUGUCCAAUGUGUAUGAAGCAGUAUCGCAUCAGAGAAAUACAACUGUACAGAGCUCACGUCAACAAGUGCGAUGGAACUAGACACUAAUGAACUCCCCAGUUUUUCUUUUGUUUUAGGUACAGUCGGAGUGCAGUACGUAUAGCCAUUUCUGCAUUACCAUGCCUAGGCUACUGUACCAGUUUUGUUUUGUAUACUUGUCUCAUGUAUUCAAGGCUUUUUUCACUUCACUGUUGCUG
Messenger RNA from Halichondria panicea, 3083 nucleotides. RefSeq lists its product as uncharacterized. The record is from RefSeq and is a predicted model, not a curated record. The transcript has 8 exons. NCBI's taxonomy places the organism in Eukaryota, Metazoa, Porifera, Demospongiae, Suberitida, Halichondriidae. The coding region runs from base 1 to 2934 and encodes 977 amino acids.